Messenger RNA from Ceutorhynchus assimilis (cabbage seed weevil), 4191 nucleotides. The record is from the annotation of a GenBank genome assembly. NCBI's taxonomy places the organism in Eukaryota, Metazoa, Arthropoda, Insecta, Coleoptera, Curculionidae.
AAAACUCUAACACUUCGGUAAUUUAACGACGAGAUAAAUACUGAAAAAACCACAAAACACCAGCUUGAAUUUAAAAUAAUUACCAGUUAAUUAUUGUUUUUAUAAUGAAGACAACGGUUGUAUUUUUAAUGAUAACUUUGUCAGGAGUUUCUUGUGAUUUAGAGUUCAAAUAUCAUAACAAUCAAGAGUUGAGGGAAGUUUUACACAAAUUUAAUAAUACCGUCAAAAUGCCGUUAAGGGCUAAUGUUUAUUCGAUAGGAAAGACCCUUGAUGAAAAUGAUUUAUGGGUAGCUGAAAUAACUGCCGUUGAAGAAGGCACUUUGAAAGUACCCAAUGUCAAACUAAUUGGCAAUAUUCAUGGUAACGAGGUUGUUGGAAGAGAAGUCUUGCUACAAUUUCUUUAUUAUUUGAAAAACGAAUACCAAAAAGGUAACACGACCAUAAUGACCCUACUGAACACAACAAGAAUCCAUUUUUUGCCAUCAAUGAAUCCAGAUGGUUUCAAUAGAUCCGAAGAAAACUGUCAUUCUGACGUGGGGCGAGUCAAUGGGAGAGGCCAAGUGGAUCUUAACAGAAGUUUUCCUGAUUUAUUCCAUAAAAAUCCUAUUAAGCAACAACGUGAAACGAAUGCUAUAAUUAAAUGGAUGAAAUCGGUACCUUUUAUACUCUCCGCAUCACUACAUGGUGGUGCGUUGGUUGCGAAUUACCCAUAUGAUACAAUGAGGGAAAAAAGUUCCAAUUACCACAAUGAUCGUUAUUCGUCGCUUUCCCCAGAUAAUGACGUAUUUGUUCACUUAAGUAAAACUUAUGCCAACAGUCACCCGACAAUGUUUUUAGGGAAAUCUUGCGACAGUUAUGAUUUAAAUUUCGAAGGCGGUAUUACUAAUGGAGCUUCAUGGUAUACCUUUGAGGGUGGCAUGCAAGAUUACAAUUAUUUCAAACAUGGUUGCAUGGAGUUAACCCUAGAGAUAUCUUGUUGUAAAUAUCCUGGAGCUGACGAGUUGGAGAAACACUGGAACGACAAUAGAGAAGCCCUUCUAGCGUUUUGUCAACAAGCCCACAGAGGAAUUUUCGGUCAAGUACUAGACUGGGACACUAGAGAACCAAUAAGCAACGCCCAACUGCAAAUUUCGGGCAGAAAUAUGAGUUUCAGGAGCUUUAAUGGCACUGGUGAAUAUUGGAGAUUACUACUUCCAGGCAAUUACUCUGUAGAGGCUCAUGCAGAUGGGUACCAUAUGCAAAAUAUUUCAUUUGAACUAACAAUGGAAAAUGCAAAAUUGGAACUAGAUAUUUUGAUGUUAAAUUUAUCAGUUCCUUUGGCAACUACAACUGAUUCUGCAAGUAAAGAAGUUGAUGCGCAAACAAGAACAAACUCUGAAAGUGAUUCAGCUAAAAUUGAAAGCAUUUCUUGUGAAUAUCCAAUACGGAAUCCACGGAGUAUAGAAUGUGAUGAAUAUUCUGAAGUUGGAGAAAUUUUAAAUAACUCAGCAAGAAGUGCCUUAUUUAGUGUAGUGCUUCUGAUCCUUGUAAUUUUGCUUAUUUUUCUUGACUGAAUUGUUGUCUAUGAUUUUAGAAUUUGCUGAUGCAGAGGGACAAAAUUAAAAACACUCUUCAAUUAAUUAUUUUUACCAAUUUAAUUGUAAUUUCAAAUGCAGUAGGUAUAACAAAAAAAAACUAUUACAUAUGAAUAAAAGUGAUAAAUAUGAUUAAGACAGGUAAAUUAUUUAUUUCUUACUUCCUCAUCAGCCUGUGGCAAAGUUUUAUAAUUAUUCAACCGUUUGACUCUCAAUUUUGACCAAACAAUGUAAUUGGACAAAGCGAUACUUUGAGCUGCCGCCAAUGCAGCGGUUUCAGGAUAAACUACCGUGGAACAACCAAGACCACUUGGCACGUUUAAACUUGACCAUAUAUCCCUGUCUACGUCGUCUUUAGUGACUGGUGGACAGUUAAUAACAGGGAAAUCUGAAUUUCCAGAGAUGACUGGGCCUAAACCGUUAGAUCUUCCUGCUACAGCAAUAAAUACGAUUUUAAUGUUGAGCGAUUCGUAGUGGCUGAUAAUUUUUAAAGUGCCCUCGGUGGUUUUGUGGGCUGAAGAAACGCGGAUUUCUACGUUUAGGCCUAAAUCUUCGCAGUAUUGUCUGAUUUUGUUGCAGUGGACGCUGUCACUUGGACUACCCAUGAUGAUCACUACCAAAUGCUUACCUUGGUGGUAAUAAAUGGUCCAAUUGGUCAGCAACCCAUUCGAAAUUCCUCUUGACAGUAUCCAGGUCCUUAUCGGUUACAUUGGCGAGAUUACGGUAAACUUGUUUGUCGACCAUCAGUCUUUUGUCUCCAGAUGGCCAUAACCGCCAGCUAUCUGAGUCUAUGACAUCGGCAACAACGAUUUCUCCUAUUCAAGAAAAAACGAAAUAUUUUUACACAAACUUGAGAGACAGAGAUAGGUCAUUGAAUUCGCAACAAACAAAGCAUUCAAUGACAUCUCUUUCAAACUUAAUGUUCCUCAAUAUUAUGCACGCAUGAUUAAAAUCAGUUCAGAGAGUGAGAAAUAUGCAAUAAAAUAGAAUAUAAGAAUUGCUUAUGCGGUUGGAUACUAUUUGGAAAACUGCAUAUUGGAAGAUUUUCUCAUUUUUGGUUUUCUUAAAUAACAAAGAAAUUAAAGUCUUCUAAAAUUGGAAGAAAUUUGAAAAUUGCUCUGUUUCGUAAACGCAUGGAAAUAGUCGGGAUUGGGUCUUCGCCAUUGAUAUUUUCCAAAAAAAAAAGCUAGAGGAUGAGCUCACAGGUUUUCAAUACUUCUGCUGGUUUCCGAGUUUCCCAUAUAUAUUUCAUUUCUAGCUUUGAUAGUUAAUUAAAAGAACCUCAAAAUAAAAUAGGUAUUAUAAGUAUAUUGAUUCAUUUUGUUUACCAGAAUCUCAAAUAACCGACCACAAAGUUGAGUUUGACAUAAAUUUAAAUGGCCUUGAAAAUAACCGCAGAUAGGAAGAGAUUAUUUUUUUUUAUAUUGAGGUCAACUAUGUUUUAUAAGUGCAAUUCUUGAAAAACAAAUUUAUAAAUCUAUAGCUGCUGAUUAUUGUAUUAAAAAUAAUAGGCUUAUCAUUGUUUCAACAUCGCAGGGGGUCGAUAUAUUAAUACAUUUUUAUAAACGUCAUACUCAUAGGGGUCAUCUAGAUUAUAAGUGUUACACCGCAUUUUUAAUUUGUUAAAGCUGACGAAAUAUUGUUAUGGCAACUAAAUUGAGAACAAAAAUUGAACUUUCCAAUUUUUUGAAUUUACAGUGAAGUCUGGACAUAGAUAUAAUCAAAAUUGGUUCACUAUAUCCAAGGUUUACUAUAAACGAUAAAAAAUUACAUCAUUGGUCUUAUGGGAUUUUUUUUUGGAAAUUUGGAAAAGCGUUCGUUGUAACCGAGUGUUCACUUUAAACAGGUUUGCUAUAUCCGAACUUCACUGUAUUCUAGUCUGUGAAAUUUACUCACUACAUGCCGUAACUCCAAAUUCUAUUUUCAUGUCAAUCAGAGCACAGUUUCUUGUUUGCCACACUUUUUCCAAUAUUUCAAAUACCAAAAUCGAUAUUCUGGCCAUGUAAUCUACUUCCUUUUCACCUAAAAAAAAACAAUAAUAUAAAAGCGAAACUCUCAAAACAUAACCAACUCUUACCAAUCAAUUUUCCAUUAAAUUUAAACUGAGCACUAAUAAUUUGUUCUUCUGACCAUUGAGGGUCGUGAUUGGCGUCGUCUUUGAAAAAGGUCUCCUGUUUUACAGGCGCAAAUCUGUAGCCCUCUGGAACUCCUGGAUUUCUCUUUAGGAAUGAACCAGUUGCUAGACGUCUGGUAACCCAUUCGAUGGGUACCAUUUCGCAUCUUUUCGAGACAAAAGAUGUUUCCGAGGCGGCUUUAACAAAGGAGGUCGGGACACCAACUGAGUUUAAUAUUUCAAAAACUUUGCUGGCAGUUUUGUUAGAGACAACAGCUUUUCCUUUCAAUUCGUGAGCUUUGACUCCAUCGCCAGCAGUGAUUCUGUCUUUGCUCAGCAAUAGACAUUGAUCAGGAUGUGAUUGGAUUUCGUAGACUUGUUUGGUUUUUCCUUCAAUUAUUAGUUUGCCCAGUUUAUAUUCUCCAACUAGAAUUUUUAAAAAAUAUAAUAAAAAAAUAAUUAUGUGGUACCAAAUUUUAGGAAAAAGCGCAAAUAAAAUAAGUA